AUGAUGAUGGAUAUGAUGAUGAUGUAUUUCCAUUUCCGAAUUGAAGAACCCAUCCUAUUCCGUCAAUGGAAACCAACUGACACCCCUGGAUACGUCUUCUCGUGUAUUUCUAUUUUUAUUAUUGCGUUUUGUUUGGAAUUAUUGAAAUUCGGAAGAAUGUGGAUGACUCGAAAACCAAAGAUAAUGACUGUAGAAUGUUGUUGUUCAACAAGUGAUGGGAUUUGGGGUAUUCCAGAGACUACAGUAAUAGAGCCACGCGACAAAGUAUCUAUUGCACCAUUCACAAUGGAAUCCAUCUCCGAUUGGAAGCAUUUCAUGUCGUCUAGCUUUUACUUUGCACAAAAUUUUAUGGAUUACUCACUCAUGCUCAUAGCAAUGACCUAUAACUACCCACUAUUUUUGUCCCUUUUGGCGGGUCAUGCUGUUGGAUAUUUUCUAGUUGGACCCCUCAUGACAAUAGAAGAAAGUGAAGCAGCUGGAACGUGUUGUUCCUGA
Molecule: messenger RNA, 495 nt
Organism: Caenorhabditis remanei
Lineage: Eukaryota; Metazoa; Nematoda; Chromadorea; Rhabditida; Rhabditidae
Exons: 4
Coding region: 1-495 (164 amino acids)
Biological process (GO): copper ion transmembrane transport
Cellular component (GO): membrane
Molecular function (GO): copper ion transmembrane transporter activity
Source: RefSeq, a predicted model, not a curated record